Molecule: messenger RNA, 835 nt
Organism: Actinia tenebrosa (Australian red waratah sea anemone)
Lineage: Eukaryota; Metazoa; Cnidaria; Anthozoa; Actiniaria; Actiniidae
Product: caspase-6
Biological process (GO): proteolysis
Molecular function (GO): cysteine-type endopeptidase activity
Source: RefSeq, a predicted model, not a curated record
AUCCUCAAUGAAAAUCUUGAAAGCGGGACGAUGGUGCCAUAUAUAGAGACAGCACUCAAGGAAGGAUUUGGUGUGAUUAUUACCAAUGGGAACGAUAAUGUAGACUCUAACAAUAGACCUAUUCAGGGUAGCGAAUCCGCCCAGGAUCACUUUGUUUAUGUCUGGAACAACUUCAUCAAGAAGGCCAAGGCCGAGCACAUCGUGAUUAGAACGAGAAACUGGGUUUCGUCGAGAGAACCACUGGACACUCCAAUACGUUCGUACUAUGAAGGCGACACUUGUGAACUAGUAUCUGCAGGCACGACAGAAAGCGUCUGGACAUCACACUGUGCUAAAGAUUCGGUCUUUAGAUUUUUUAAGGAAAAACUGGAUAAAGAAGAGAAAGGAAAGGCUGUGCAGGAGGUGUUCCUUCCUGGGAAUUUGAAGCUUUUAAAAAUAGCAAUUCCGGUCGAUGCUGGUAAAAAGGACCCCCAAGGGUUUUUCUUCAUGAGCGAAUAUGCUCUUUCUUUUAAAAAGCUGAUUAUUCUUAUGCAUGGUGGUGGUGCAGUACGUGCUGGCCAGUGGUCAAGAAGUGUAAUCAUCAAUGAAAAUCAUGAAAGCGGGACGAUGGUGCCAUAUAUAGAGAAAGCACUCGAGGAAGGCUUUGGUGUAAUUAUUACCAAUGGAGCAGCAGUAAGGGGGACUCGCGAUUGAUGCCGUAUAUUUGCGGGUUUUACCCGGGAAAUUACGAACGCGGGUACAGCAGAUUUACGGAAAUUCCGCGGUGUGUCCCUUACUGCUGCUCUGUUGGGUACUGCAAACGAAGUAUAAGGUAUUCUGUUGGAUAUACGAUGCA